CUUAUACACGAUGUAUAAUAUUUCUCAUUAAUUACUACGUAUCUGACCGCUUCGACUUGCUGGCUUCUAAUGAAAUGCAAUGCUGGUCAAAACGAAGCAAUGGAAUGCAUGUAUAUAAGUGCAUACAGAGCUAUUACGAUAGACGGGUACUUGCUUGUAGAUUGGCUCACCGUAACUAUCACCCGUAGGCCCCAUUCCAGCGUGGAUUGGAAGUACUAGCGUAACAUCUUACUUAAUGGGCUCGCCCCCAUAAUUCCAUAUUAGAUAACUGUUACUAUUUACUUUAGUGAACAGCUAGGUUAGAUACAUCAUCUCUCUAAUAUCUCACCUUCACUUACACGCGCGACCAUGUCCCCUCCUCCCCCAUCAUUCACCAGCAUCUCCAGCGGCGACGCAGCCCUCGUGGCCUCGACCUGCGAGGAGCACGGGCUGACCGAGGCAGAGUUCAGCGAGCUGCACCGGCGGUGCGUGGCGGCCAAGUCCACCGCCUAUUGCCCGUACAGCCAGUUCCGGGUCGGCGCGGCCGUGCUCUCCGCCGACGGCGCCUACUACUUCAGCGGCGCCAACGUCGAGAACGCCUCGUACCCGGUCGGCACCUGCGCCGAGCGCGUCGCCCUCGGCAAGGCCGUCACCGAGGGCCACCGCAAGAUCAGGGCCGUCGCCGUCGCCACCGACAUCGCGCCCCCGGCUAGCCCCUGCGGCAUGUGCCGCCAGUUCAUACGGGAAUUCUGCGACCUCAAGGCCCCCAUCAUCAUGUUUGAUAAGGACGACAACUACAAGGUAGCACGCCUCGAACAGCUUUUGCCCUUGUCCUUUGGACCUGAAGCCCUCCCCCCACCAGGGCCACGCCCUUCCUGAGAUGGCAAUGGGCUUGCAUACCUACCUGCCUGCAUGCCUACCUACCUACCUACCUAGGUAGCCACGUUUUUUAUAUUGUAGCAAUCAAUUCUUAUAAGAGUUUAGCGUGUUGCUAUUCACAUGUUUAUUACCUACCUAGUACCUACCUACCUAGGUACACAGUACUUGUUGUUUUUGAUAUUCCAGUAAUAUGGGGCAGCCAUGUGCGGGGAUGGGGG
This is a messenger RNA of Hypoxylon fragiforme, 1076 nucleotides long. RefSeq names its product cytidine deaminase-like protein. The transcript has 4 exons. NCBI's taxonomy places the organism in Eukaryota, Fungi, Ascomycota, Sordariomycetes, Xylariales, Hypoxylaceae. The record is from RefSeq and is a predicted model, not a curated record. Gene Ontology annotation, molecular function: zinc ion binding; cytidine deaminase activity. Gene Ontology annotation, cellular component: cytosol. The coding region runs from base 349 to 858 and encodes 169 amino acids.